AUAGACCUAGCAAUCAUUUUGACGCUUCUAAACAUUGAGCUCUCUAUCGCAUGUGGUAGAGCAGAGUACAGAAGAGUUGAUAAGUGCUGUCCAAUGUGUUCACCAGGUAAGUACCAGUUCUGUAUACAAUAUGGAUUAUUAUGAAGAAAAUACAUUGCAAUACCAAUCAAUCCAUGACACUGACCUUCUAUCCCACAGGAAACCGGGUACAUAAACACUGUACAGAAUUUACAAGUGCUUCCUGUGUCCCCUGUACCGACUCCACUUUCCUUGAUGAACCCAAUGGUCUUACAGCAUGCAAACUGUGUACCAACAACUGUGACCCAGGCUUUGGCUUAACGGUAAAGCAGCCAUGUAGACCUUCAUCAGACACUGUCUGUGGGACACUGGAGGGGUUCUACUGUCUAGACCCAACUAAGGAUGGUUGUAGAGCAGCCCAGAGACACAGCAGCUGUAAACCUGGUCAAUACAUCAGCCACACAGGUUGGUCUUCUGUCUCACUCAUAAAACGAAUUGUGUUGUCAUAAUUCAUUUGAGUCAAGUUAACUUCAGUGUGAAUAAUCAUUACAGUUAAUGGAAUUAAAUUAGUAGGGGAAAAAUUAAAUGCAAUUUUUAAUUAACAUUUCAACAUGUAUUUAUGCAGGAACAACAUCUACAGAUACUGUGUGUGCUGACUGCAUUGGUGAUACUUAUUCAAAUGGAUCAUUUACAUCCUGCCAGCCACACACACAGUAAGUGUGGCUCAUGCAAAUGGUUAUUUCCUUCAAAAUAUAAACUAAAUACUGCAAUACGCUAACAGUUUUCAUAAUGUAAAACAAAGUUAGAUUAUCAAAUUGUCGAUUACCAAUGGUCCAUUUCUCUUAUUAUAGAUGUGAUACCUUGAAGCUUCAGCAAAUUAAACCUGGAACUCAUUCAUCCAACUCUGAAUGUGGACCGCAGACCUCCCUUCCCAUAGCUGAAAUAAUAUCUGCUGUUGUGGUGGUGGUACUAGCUGUGAUUGCAGUAACUAUAUUUAUAAGAAAAUAUCUAUCU
Molecule: messenger RNA, 1032 nt
Organism: Coregonus sp. 'balchen'
Lineage: Eukaryota; Metazoa; Chordata; Actinopteri; Salmoniformes; Salmonidae
Source: the annotation of a GenBank genome assembly